GCCCAACCAGAAAUUUCGUUCCUCCUUCAAAGGAACCAUUUCAAAAUGUCACUUCUCGUAUUUCUCAUCGCCAUAUUGGUACUUUAGAAUUUUUCUGAUCGGCGAACAUCCGUAGAUUAGUGAUAUUUCCAACUCAGAUACUGCGUUUUCCUACGUAACCAAGUCCAAUCCAUCGAAAUACUAUCGUAUUUUCGUGCUAGUAACGGAAACAAGUGAAACUGAUUUUUUUGUUUUGAUCUGUUAGCGACCAAACUAAAAAUGGCGUGUGCCACUCUGAAACGGUCGUUAGAUUGGGACAACGUCCUGGGCGGGCGCCCUGCGAAAAGAAGACGAUGUGUGCCCCUUUGUUCAAGCCCUACGCAAAAGGAACACGGAUCUCCGGGGCCUUCUCAAAGUCCUACUGGCUCUACUUCGCCUAAGUCCUCCGUUUUUCCUGACAUCACCACGAAACUCACCCCAGAAAACUUGAUUGAUAACCUUAAAGCAGAAAUCAAAAGAUUACAAAGACGCAAGCAGCUACAGUACAACAGUAUGGAAACAUCAGACGGUAACAGCUCAGGUGGAGAAUGUGAAUCACCUAGCCGCUCUGAAAAGCCUCUUUUUACAUUUAAACAGGUUGGCAUGAUCUGUGAAAGGAUGCUUAGAGAACGUGAGAUAGAAAUAAGAGAAGAAUAUGAUCAUGUUUUAACAACCAAGCUUGCAGAACAAUAUGAUGCCUUUGUGAAAUUCACUUAUGAUCAAAUCCAUAGAAAUAUCAACAACACAGCACCGGCACCUAGUUAUUUAUCGUAAGCAAAAACUGGGACUCGCAGCCAAGAUGGCUGCCGUGUACUAGCCACUUAUACAGUCGUUAACGAUAUCGUUUAUAUACUACGUAUUGACUCCGUAUAUGCCUGUGCAAGAUGCCUUAGAAUCGUAACCUUCUUGCUGGCAUUUUGUAUAUAAAACUACAUAAAAUAUACUACCUUUUAUUUUGUAUCUUAGGAAUUGAUACAUAAUUAUAUUUGUUAUUUUUUCUGUACAUAUAUUUUUAUCAUCGCUAAAAAUUUUCUCAUAACUCAACAGUUGUUUUUGUCAGUUGAUUCAUUUUCAUAUAUUUUUGUAUCUUUGACGUACUGAUAUUUAAAUGUGGAUAGUGAUGCAAAGCGUUCAUAACUUAUGUUGAAUAUUUAAGUUUAACCAGUUUAUUAGGUACGUAAGUGAUUUAGUUAUGUAUGUGUAUGUGAGGUAAGUAGGUUGUGUGUUUCUAUGAUUUUUCAAUAAAUGCAAUAUAAAAAUGGAUUUUUAUAGCUUCAGAGUUUAUUAUUGGAGGUAAUGAAAUUGCUGUUUGUGCCUCAAAACUAAAUGAGCUUUUUUGAACUUAUACUGGGCAAAAGUUGGAUUCAUGUCUAUGUCAACAUAGAAGAGGAAAAAAAAUCUAAAAAAUUUAAUGUCCUUUUGCAUACAAAAGCAAAAUUGAUCUAGACCUAUAAAAAUAUAGGGAUAUUUUCAAAUCUGUACCCUCUGUAAGACAUGUAUGUUCCAUUCCAUUUUUUAUUAUUCUUGGUAUUAAUUUCUGCCCUUUGAAAGGCACAUGAAUGAUUGGGCCCACAACCUAUCAAAAAUUAAAAAAAAACUCAAGGUCUUCAUGUGCAUAAAGGUAAGUUAAAAAAGACAAAAUUCACUGCAAUUUAUAAUGUUUAAUUCUAAGAACAUAUAAGUCUUUCAUUAGAAAUACCUCCACAAGUCUCAAGAUUCCAUUUCUUGCCGACCACAAAAUCUUAGUUAUUUUUGAGGUACCUUCUUAACAUUAAUUUGAAAAAUCUUUGUAUAUAAUCGGAAACAUUUUUUAAUUUUACAUAGUGUAGGGAUCCAAAAAAGUGACGCGAUUUACGUUGAAGUGAUGUUUAUAUCAGGGCUCCAUUUUUAGUGUUAAGAUCUUUACCUUGCAAUGGCUAGUGUUUUGGAUUUUACUAUUUUUAUACUUUGUCUAAUAAUAGUUGUCUCAAGAGUGACAUUUUUCUUACACUCCAAUAGGCGAUAGGAGAAGUGGUCGUCUCGUCUCCAUAAUCGCUGAAGUCAGAUGGUCAAUCUACGCGUAAAAAUGCUAGAGAACCUCACUGGGCCGCUUUUUAGAAAACGCAUCUAUUUGACAAUGAGACAACGCAAAACUUGAUUAUAAGUCUUGCGGAUGUAGAACAUCUGCAGCAUAAAAUUUCCAAAAUACUAACCUUAAAGGUUAAAGAAUAUUUUAGCAUUUUCAUGAUUUAUUGUUUUUGUUAUAAUCAGACUGGCCACAAAAAUAUAUAAGCAGAGUCUCUUUCCAUUAUUGUUUGAAAAAUUGUGAAUUUUAUUGUUCUUGCCCUACCUCUCCAUUGAUAUAAGAAAAAAUAUUUGAGGUAGAAGAAUUUUGUAAACUUAAAUGUCAUUACAUAUUUUUCUGUUAAGGGCAGCCAUACAAAUUCAUAUAGCAAUGUCAAAAUGAAUCGAUAGUUAUGUCUGGUUUAUAGUCACUUAAUCUAACUUGGGUGCUAAAACCUAGUUUUGUGGCCAAAUCCAUAUGACUGCAAAAUGGAACCAUUGGAGAUACCUUGUGAAACUAUAAUAGUAUUUUAUAAGUUGAUCAUAAGAAUAUUUUUUGUCUAUUUAGAUUGUAUAAUUUAGUGAAUACCUGUAGCUUUAGUCUGUGGUAAAGAAAAUAUCAGAGUUAGAUUAGAUUUAUGAAAAAUUGUAGUUAUGAACUUUGGCUUAUAUAUACACAAAAACGUGGCUUUUUUAUUUAUUUAAGCUUUUGUAACGCGAUACAAACACCUCAUAUUAAUGUUUUUUCAGUUGUUGAUCAUUUAUCAUUGUACUACUGCAUUAAUGAUAAGAUUUUGAAUAGUUUUAUGUUAAAAUACUUAUGAAAUUUAAUAAAAAAAAU
Molecule: messenger RNA, 2902 nt
Organism: Acanthoscelides obtectus
Lineage: Eukaryota; Metazoa; Arthropoda; Insecta; Coleoptera; Chrysomelidae
Source: the annotation of a GenBank genome assembly